Messenger RNA from Pocillopora damicornis (cauliflower coral), 1586 nucleotides. RefSeq lists its product as uncharacterized. Lineage: Eukaryota; Metazoa; Cnidaria; Anthozoa; Scleractinia; Pocilloporidae. The record is from RefSeq and is a predicted model, not a curated record.
AUGAAGUCCUUUCAUUUCCUUUUGCUCCUUGCCUUGGUCGAAACCUUCCCUGUUCCUGAAUUAACAUCGCCGCUCCUUCCCAAAUCUUGCCUGGAUUACUUACAACGAGGGUUGACUCAGAAUGGCUUCUAUGUCCUUGUUGAUGACCAAAGCCAUCCAUACAUGACUUAUUGUGAUCUGUCAUCCGAGCUGGGCUCCGCAUGGACCCUAGUAAUGUCUUGGCAGACUGCGAAAUUCCGGGAUUUGCCUCAUUUCAAAACCAAAGUGUUCGCAGAAGAUGCUCCAAUCAACGCAGGCAGUCCAAACUGGUUUGUUUACCGUGAGACACUUGCAAGAAUGAAAUCCAUCCGUAGUCAGUCCACACACUGGCGAGCAACGUGCGAUAUCAACAGUAGAGAAGUGAUCGAUUACGAAGAUUACCUUCGGGGAAGGUUCGUAGACUUGGAUAUCUUUGAAUGGCAAGGUGGGCAAACUUGCUUUCCCAUCGACUAUGUGAACAUUCGCGGAAAAGCCGCGGGCACUGGCACCACUCUGGCAUUCUGGCAAAAUCCUGGUUCGUAUAUCCUCCACACAGACAGCCAAAAUACCACAUGUGAAUUUUUUUAUAAAGCGGAUCCACUUGUGGACUUUUUUGGUUACUACGGAGACGGAAUAAGCAGUGAAUUCCGCUGCAGCGCAACGCCUGAUGCCACAACUCAGUGGUGGUUUGGUGGUUAUCUCUCAAAAGAGCGAUUUGUUCAAAACAAUUCUCAACCGGUGGGCGCAUAAAAAAGGUUUAAUCCAGUGAAACGUCGUAAGAUCCGAUAGCGAAUUCUUUCUUUCGGCUUCCAUACAUUUCAUUAGUAACAAAUUAUUAGAAUAUGGUGUAAUAUUCCAAGAACACCAUUUAGCAGAUGAUGUUUGUUGUUUCUCGUGAUCCAUUAUAUGUGCUAAACUACGAGCAUUUCCUCCUUUUCGGCGAAGUCUGACGGGGGAGUAAAAAAAUCAGUGCUAAAAAAGAAAUUGAUGACAGCACACCACGCGGAGCUCUGGAUGUACGGCGUCAAAAAAUGACAUCAACUUUCCAUGUACCUCAACCCAGAGUUCUGCGCGGCGCGAUAACAUCACUGACAUUUUUCAUAACUCGCGCGAAGGACUUCGCCAAAAAUUGUGGACUGUUCGUAGUCUACCUAUUUUCAAGUUAAUAUAUUAUAAUUUUAAGACGAAGUUAAUUGCAUGUUUCGCUUGAGGAUUUUUACAGUGAUGUGGCUCACAGUAUUACUGAUGGGAAAUAGAGUUUCGAGGUGGAUGACAGAGCUGGCAAUAACCAGGUCAUUUUGCAAAUUUUCAUUUAUUCUGAGCUUUUAGUUUUAACUCAAGUAGCUUAGCACAAGUCUUUUAGUCAUCGCUGUCAGCCAAGAAACGAAUGGGGUCGAUUUUAGAAGAGAUUUUAUGACCUGAUAAACGUCAGACCGAUUUUUCUGUUAAGUAACCUGAUGUGAUUAAUAAGUUUCUCUGUUUUUUUAUUCCUUUUGCACUUUUAAGUUGCUGUGUUCAUGUAUUCAAUUUGCCUCACGAGCAACUAACUUGUGAGUGAAUAAAGAGAG